AUGGCCCCCGCACAAUAUCUUCUACUCAACACGGGACGCAGAAUCCCCACCGUGGGUCUCGGGGUUUACAAGACUCCUGCUGAACAGUGUGUUUCACUUGUCCACGAGGCACUGAACGUCGGCUACCGCCACAUCGACUCCGCCGCCCUCUACUACAACGAGGAGGAAGUUUGCGAGGGAAUUUCCAAUUGGCUUGCUGAGGACCCGUCGCGCAAACGUGAGGACGUCUUUUAUACCACCAAGAUUGGAGACGCGUUCCACGGCUACGAGAAGACGAAAAAUGCCAUCAAGGUGUCGCUGGAAAAGGCAAAAAAGAUUCAGUACAUUGACCUGAUUCUGAUCCACUCGCCACAGUCGGACGGCGAGAGAAGACACGGGUCCUGGAAGGCACUGGAGGAAGCGUACGAGGCAGGCACGGUGAAGAACAUCGGGGUCUCGAACUAUGGCAUCAAGCAUCUGAAGGAGCUUUUGGCGUAUCCGGACCUCAAGGUGAAGCCUGCCAUCAACCAGUUUGAGCUGCAUCCAUGGUUGCAACGGCCGGAAUUGGUCGGGUUCUGUCGCCAGCACGACAUCGCCGUUGAGGCGUAUUCGCCGCUGGCCAGAGGCCAGAAAGUUGCCGAUCCUGUGGUGGUGAAAAUUGGUGAGAAGUACAAAAAAACCGCUGCUCAGAUCCUCAUCAGAUGGUCUCUUGAGCAAGGUUUCAUCACCCUGCCAAAGACCGCCACCAAGGCCCGGCUGGCCCCGAAUCUCGACGUUUUCAGCUUUGAUCUGGCCCCAGAAGACCUCGAAAUUCUCAACGGCCUCGAGGAGAACUAUAUCAGCGGCUGGGACCCAACAACGUAUCCAUUGGACUCUGAAAAAUCCUAG
This is a messenger RNA of Ogataea parapolymorpha DL-1, 867 nucleotides long. RefSeq names its product putative oxidoreductase. The coding region runs from base 1 to 867 and encodes 288 amino acids. Lineage: Eukaryota; Fungi; Ascomycota; Pichiomycetes; Pichiales; Pichiaceae. Gene Ontology annotation, molecular function: oxidoreductase activity. The transcript has a single exon. The record is from RefSeq and is a predicted model, not a curated record.